This is a messenger RNA of Pseudogymnoascus destructans, 2111 nucleotides long. RefSeq lists its product as uncharacterized. The transcript is spliced from 3 exons. Gene Ontology annotation, molecular function: adenosine deaminase activity. The coding region runs from base 226 to 2031 and encodes 601 amino acids. NCBI's taxonomy places the organism in Eukaryota, Fungi, Ascomycota, Leotiomycetes, Thelebolales, Thelebolaceae. The record is from RefSeq and is a predicted model, not a curated record. Gene Ontology annotation, biological process: adenosine catabolic process; inosine biosynthetic process.
CGACCAACAAGCUCGUCAAGUGUAUAAUGUCGUGAUGUUUAUGAGUGGAAGACGCAGCCUGGGAAUCAACCUUGGACUAGUAAAUAGUUGGCAGGUUUGCACAGCCGCCGCAACGCCAAAUAGUAUUUUGACACUUGGCGCCGACAAGCUCACCUUCAUGGCUGUUACCUGAGGGGCUUUGAUGUUGGUUGCCUUUAGAAGUUGAAGUCAGCGCGAACAGCCCCAAUGGGUGGCAUUUGUUCUUGGGAAAAAGGCAAUGAGGCUUCAGAUAAGGCUCGCUGGCCCGUGAGGAGGCCCGACGAGGGGGACGAUAUAGCUCAGAGAAUACCCGCUGAGAAGACGCUUGAGAAGCUGUCAGACACAAAAAUUAAUACGAUGGCGAACCAUACCACCCCCCUAACUUUGGACGCAUACAACGCCGAGCGCGCCUCGGUCCUAGCAGUCGAGAGGGCAGAGGGCUUCGAUGGACGAGCAAGAGAAACGGCUUCUGAGUUACAAAACAAAGCAAACGAAAUUGUUGUCGCGAUUAGACAGAGAGAUGCAGAGUUGGUUCAUGGUGGGGCGCUGGACAUGUUAGGGAAAGUAAUUACCCCAGAUAAGCAUUUCGUUGGGAAUGCUUCCAAUAUCACAAGCACGAGUCUGUUCAAGAUUGCUCAGCAGAUGCCCAAGGGAGCUCAUCUACACUGUCACUUCAAUUCUUGCCUCCCGCCUCAAUUUUUACUUCGCCAUGCAAAUAAUAACGCCCAUAUGUAUAUCAAAAGCGACCUCGCGCUAAACUCGGAGGACAACAAGGAGCGUGCUGAGAUACAGUUUCAGAUGCAUGUUAUAGAGGAAGAGAAGCAUCUGGAACAUAGCACCAGCCUGCUGCACGAUAGUUACAAGUCAAGCUUUCAUGCCGACGACAAAAGGAAAGGUUGGUACAGCUAUGACAAAUUCCUCCAGGAAUAUCCUGGCGGUGAAUCUGCCGCCGAGGAAUGGCUUGCUUCCAAGCUUUUCUUCACCGAGGAAGAAGUAUACGGGAUAUCCCAAACAACAGCAAACAUCUGGCUCCGCUUCGGAACCCGCACACGCAUGCUCAAAGGCCUCUUCGGCCACGAAUCCGCAUUCCGCGCCUACACCGACGCCUGCAUCCAAGAUUUCAUUCGUGACAACAUCCAAUACGCCGAGAUCCGGCCCAACUUCCCCAGCAACUCCCUCGUCAAGUCCGACGCCACAGGCUUCAUCGAUAACGUUGGCCUCCUCCAAAUAAUCGCCGACGCCGUCACAUCCCAGCGCCAAUCCGGCGCCCCCUUCACAGGCCUCAAAGUAAUCUACUGUUGCCCACGCUCCUUCAGCAAAGAGCGCGUCGCUGCCUCACUGGUCGAGUGUAUCGCCCUGAAGAGGAAAUUCCCCGACCUAAUCUGUGGCUACGAUCUCGUCGGCGGCGAGGAAGCGGGGUUCCCUCUCCAACACUUCGCGCCGGAACUCCUAUCCUUCCGCGCCACCUGCAUCUCUGAGGGCCUCGGCAUCCCCUUCCUCCUUCACGCGGGCGAGACGCUUGAUAGCGGUAGCUCCACGGAUGCUAACUUGCUCGACGCGAUCCUGCUGGGCGCUAAGCGCAUCGGACACGGGUUUGCGCUCCCGAAACACCCAAAGGCUAUGCGGAUGGUGAAGGAGCGGGGGAUUGCGCUGGAGAUCUGUCCAAUUUCGAAUGAGGUGCUGCAUUUGUGUCCGAGUAUACGGGGACAUGCGCUGCCGGUUUUGUUGGCGAACAAUGUGCAUUGUACUAUCAAUAGUGAUAAUGGCACUUUUUACGGGUCUUCAUUGUCGCAUGACUUUUACCAAAUAAUGGUCGGCGCAGAAGCCAUGAGCUUGCACGGCUGGCGCGUCCUCGCUGAGUGGAGUCUGGAGCAUAGCUGUUUGACGCCGAGCGAGAAGGCCGCGGCUAAGGAGGUGUGGUUAGCGCAGUGGAAUGUUUAUUGUCAAUGGAUUAUUGAUACAUAUGGAGACGAGUCUAGCGCGAAGGGCCUUGAAGCUAGGAGGUUGCAGUGAUACCAAAGACGUAUUGUGUUAUAUCAUAAGGCGGGGAAGAAAACCUAGGAUUAAUUUUAGGAUAUAAAUCUCAUAAGAGC